Molecule: messenger RNA, 946 nt
Organism: Drosophila subpulchrella
Lineage: Eukaryota; Metazoa; Arthropoda; Insecta; Diptera; Drosophilidae
Product: ATP synthase mitochondrial F1 complex assembly factor 2
Exons: 4
Coding region: 78-923 (281 amino acids)
Biological process (GO): mitochondrial proton-transporting ATP synthase complex assembly
Cellular component (GO): mitochondrion
Source: RefSeq, a predicted model, not a curated record
CUAUCGAUAAGCCUCUACUUCGAUUUCACGGCUGUUUCAACAGCUGAAAAACGUUUAAAAAGACAAAACUUGACAAGAUGAGUGGGAAGCUGCUGAUGAAUGCGCUUCGGGCCCUCCGGAUGGGCCACAGCAGCCAGUGGCAAGUUCCGGCGGCCACAAACAGAAUCCCAGUUCGUCACUACGCCUCUCCACCCAAGCGAUUCUACAAGAAGACUUCCGUGCUAACCGGCGAUGGGGGCUAUGAGGUGGUGCUGGACCACCGGAAACUAAAGACGCCCAAGGGAGCACCCUUUGUCGUGCGCAGCGAACCUCUGGCCAUUGCGGUGGCCACGGAAUUCGACGCCCAGAAGGAGCACAUCGAGCGGUCCCGGAUGCACCUGUCCGCCCUCUGCUUCACGGCCAUCGACAAUCCCAAUCACCUCUCCAAGCUGGACAUGGUCAACUACCUGCUCAACUACAUUGCCACCGACACGGUGCUUUACCAAUACGAUGACGAGAAGGCCCUGCACGAUCUGCAGAUCAACGAGUGGGACCCGGUUAUCGAAUGGUUUAACCAGCGCUUCGAGAUCAACCUGCAGAAGACCAUGAGCAUCAUGCCGCCACAGGUCAGCGAGCAGGAUAAGAUGAAGGUCGCCAAGCACUUUCAGUCCUACAGCCUGGAAACACUGCAUGGUUUCAUCUUCGCAGUAGACACCUUGAAGUCGAUUGUCCUGGCCUGCGCCGUUAUCGAGCAAAUGCUAACCGUGGAGAAGGCCGUGGCCCUGGCUCGCUUGGAGGAGGAGUACCAGAUGAAGUUCUGGGGCCGCGUGGAGUGGGCCCACGAUCUAAGUCAACAGGAGCUGCAGGCACGUCUGGCUGCUGCCGUGCUCUUCGUACACUUUAACUGUUCGGAAAACUGUGUUAAACAUAAGUCGAUUCUUUAAAUGCAUAGUCUUUGUUAAAAAUA